UUUAUGUGAAGGUUAAGUGAAGUCAUCAAAUUACACAAAAUUACACAAAUUGCACCUACUCUUCAAGCCAUUAUUCCCAUUAAUUAUGGGUAUCAAAAAGUCGCGGGGUUUCAUAUGCUCGCGUUUGCUCAUUUAUGGCAUCUAAUCUCUUAGUUUGUAUACUCAGGCUUCUAAUUUAGAAGGUAGCGAUCUAGGCCAAUCAGGUAUCAACGAGGGGAGUUCGAAGCAAAAGCUACUCGACGGCUCUCAUUUUCAUUAAAAUUACAUUUGACAUUAUCUUUGUCUUAUUUGUAUGAGCUCAUCCCUCUGAACAAUGCUUAAAUACCAGUGUCAAUUAUGAUAUGGAAUCAGUUUUUCUUGAACUUGUUCAUUUGAUAGAGUCGCUCUGUUGCAGCAUUCAAUCUCAAUAAUGGUUAAGCAAACUUUAAUCUUUGUUAAGCCCGGCGAGUUACGUCUUGAUGAAUACCAAGAAGAUGAUGAGCCAUCCGAAACAGAGGUUUUGAUUGAUGUAGCUGCUUGUGGUAUUUGUGGAACCGAUCUUCAUUUACAUGUUUGCGGUAGAAUCGGUCCAUUCAAAGCCAAGGAGAACGCAAUUAUGGGUCAUGAAGCAAGUGGAACCAUUGUCAAAGUUGGGUCCAAAGUAACCAACGUCAAGCCUGGUGAUAGAGUUUGUAUCGAACCACAUGAACCCUGUUGGGCUUGUAAUUUUUGUCGAAUCGGAUCAAGUAAUUUGUGUCCCUAUGGUGACGUAUCUAGUUGCGGAACAAAUAGAUACGGAUUCUUCCGAUCAACCAAUGUUUGGCCUGCCAUUUUGUGUCAUAAAUUACCAGAAAACAUGACACUCGAAGAAGGUACUUUAGUUGAACCAGUUGCUUGCACUGUCUGGGCAAUAAAACGAGCCAAGUUAGAGGGAAAUGAUUCAAUCUUUAUCAUUGGUGCUGGUCCAAUUGGUUUAUUAUGUUUGAUGGUUUCCAAGGCUUUCGGUGCUGGCAGAAUAUGCAUAACUGAUUUAAAUGAAAAGCGCUUGUCCAUUGCCAAAUCUUUAGGAGCAGAUUACACGUUGUUAACCACUCCCGGGGAAACAUCGGAAGAGAUUGCUGAAAAGGUCAAGAAAAUAAUGGGUGAAGCGCCUGAUGUUGCGAUAGACUGUACUGGUCUUGGCCCAUGUAUCAAUACAUGUAUUUUGACAGUCCAAAGGGGUGGAAAAGUUUUGUUGCCAGGAUUGAGCGCCAGCUUAUCUAGUGUUGAUUUAACUGUUGCAUCGUUGAAGGAACUAAAUCUGAUUGGUGUUAAUCGGUUCAAUAAUACAUUCCCAACUGCUAUUGAUCUCAUCUCCAGUGGAAGAGUUAAUGCCAAAGCUUUGAUCAGCCAGGUAAUUAGCUUGGAGGAUUAUCAAACAGCUUUCGAUGCUCUUAAGAAGGGCCAAGGAGUUAAAAUAUUACUUUCACCAAAACAUAAUAAAUAAGCUUUAUACGUUACAAGUAAAUAAACUGGUAGCUUUAAUUUUGAGAACUUAUCGAAAUAAAAUAUUAAAAUCAAAAAAUUAAAUGUUAAAA
Messenger RNA from Tetranychus urticae (two-spotted spider mite), 1556 nucleotides. RefSeq names its product sorbitol dehydrogenase-like. Lineage: Eukaryota; Metazoa; Arthropoda; Arachnida; Trombidiformes; Tetranychidae. Gene Ontology annotation, molecular function: L-iditol 2-dehydrogenase (NAD+) activity; zinc ion binding. The record is from RefSeq and is a predicted model, not a curated record. Gene Ontology annotation, biological process: D-sorbitol catabolic process.